Messenger RNA from Trichoderma atroviride IMI 206040, 481 nucleotides. NCBI's taxonomy places the organism in Eukaryota, Fungi, Ascomycota, Sordariomycetes, Hypocreales, Hypocreaceae. The record is from RefSeq and is a predicted model, not a curated record.
GCGAAUGGGUGUGGUGGCGUUCCAGUUUCGGCUGGAGUAAAGCCCGCUGCUGCUUGAGUCGCUCUGCCCGUCCCCCAGAUUCUUCCCCAUGUCCAUUUAGCAGCUGCUUUUCCUCUGCCUUUUUACUACUCGCUUGUCAAUUCUCACCUUUGGCUUCUGCCAUGCAUCAUGUGUACUUGUGAGAAAAAGAAAAGGAAUCGACAGCAAAAAGGCCAUCCCUGGCCAUCUCACAGGCCGGCCACGCUACAUCACCCUUCCCUCCUACCCGUAUCGGACAAGGCUGGGUCCUCGUAUCUCACCUGCCAUCGUAAGCUGAGCUGGGGGAAAUGAAGACGCUGAUGUUUAGCGAAGAAGAGCGCUGUAACUCUUACCUGCUAUCCUCUCCCCCCUGCCUCAUCACCAAAACGAACCUGUCAGCUCGCGGAUGAAGGCCCGAAUGGCCCUGCUGCUGGUUGGCCGCCUUUAGGGAUUUGGUCCAGAU